AUGGAGCCUAGGAAACUCUCGGAUCCCCCGUCAGACACAAUCAGCACUCCGGAAAACCACAAAAGAACCCAUGAAUGCUCAGAGUGUGGGAAGUCCUUUGCUCGCAGGUCCCUCCUUUUGACCCACAGGAAGGUCCAUGUGGGAAGCGGAUCCAGUCAGGAUUUGGAGGGUGAGAAAUCCUUCUCUGGAAAAGACCCCAAAGAUCCCAAAAGCCCCGCCAGACUAAAACCCCAUAAAUGUGAGGAAUGUGACUUAUGCUUUGGUCAAAAGUCAGACCUUCUUAGACAUCAGAAAAUCCACACUGGAGAGAAACCCUAUCAGUGUCUGAAAUGUGGUAAAUUUUUCCGUGACAAAGCCACCCUCAGAAUCCACGAGAGAAUUCACACAGGGGAGAAACCUUACAAGUGUUGGCAAUGUGGGAAGAGCUUUUCUCAGAAUUCAUGUCUUUGGCGCCAUGAGAAGAUUCAUUCAGGAAUCAAAUCUUACAAAUGCAUUGAGUGUGGAACAAGUUUCACCCAGAGUUCAGGUCUUCGGACUCAUGAGAAAACACACAGAGGGGAGAAAAAAGAAAAGUGCCUUGAAUGUGGGAAACAUUUUGCCACGAAAUCAACCCUGGUCCGACAUCAGCGACGUCACACUGGAAACAGACCCUAUGAAUGCCCAGAAUGUGAGAGACGAUUUAUGUUUUCUUGUGAACUUCAGACACACCAGAAAUGGCACAAAGGAGAGCUACCCUAUAAAUGUAGGGAGUGUGGAAAAAGUUUUAUUUCGCCAGCCCAUCUUCAGAUUCAUCAGAGAAUCCACACGGGGGAGAAGCCAUACAAAUGUGUGGAGUGUGGAAAAUGCUUUUCCCAAAAAGGACACCUUGAAAGCCAUCAGAGGGUCCACACAGAAGAGAAGCCGUACAGAUGCGUAGAAUGUGGGAAAAGCUUUGGACGCAAGAGAGGCCUUUGGAGCCAUCAUAAAACCCACAGAGGGGAGAAGCCAUAUCAAUGCAACGAAUGUGGAAGAUUUUAUGCCACCACCUCAGCCCUUAAAAGCCAUAUAAAAAUUCACACGGGGGAGAAAAGUUACAAAUGUUUAGACUGUGGGAAAGCAUUUGCUCAUUCAUCUUCCCUUAUAAGUCACAGCCGAAUCCAUACGGGAGAGAAACCUCACAAAUGCUCAGAGUGUGAUAAAUGUUUUUCACAGAAAAAUACUCUUGUGUUGCAUCAGAGAAUCCACAAGGGAGAAAAACAAUAUAAAUGUCUGGAGUGUGGGAAAUGUUUUGCCCAUUCUUCAACACUUCGCACACACACCAGAAGUCUCACAGGAGAGCGGCCUUAUAAGUGUAGUUCAGCUCUUAGGAGACAUGAGAAAACACACAGAGGGGAGAAAAAUGAAAAGUGCCUCGAAUGUGGAAAACGUUUUUCCAGGAAAUCAACCCUGGUCCGACAUCAGCGACUUCACACUGGAGAGAAACCCUAUGAAUGCCCAGAAUUUCAUUCUGGACUUACUUACAACAAUUCGGACCGGAAUCUUGGUCGUUGCGUGAAGCGGUCAUUGAGAUGUGACUUGGCUGCUUUGCUCAAACGUUGCAAUCCUGCACUCCUGGGCCUGGUUGAUACAAGCAACACUCCGAAAAAUCAUGAAAGAACCCAUGAAUGCUCAGAGUGUGGGAAAUCCUUUGCUCAUUGGUCCCUCCUUUUGGCCCACAGGAAGGUCCACAUGGGAAGCGGCUCCAGUCAAGGUUUGGAGGGUGAGAAAUUCUUUUCUGGAAAAGAAACCAAAGAUCCCAAAAGCCCCCCCAGUGAAAACCCCUAUAAAUGUGAGGAAUGCAACUUAUCCUUUGGUCAAAAGUCACACCUUGUUAGACAUCAGAAAAUCCACACUGGAGAGAAAGCUUUUCAGUGUCUGGAAUAUGGGAUUUUUUUCCGUGAAAAAUCCAGUCUCAGAAACCACGAGAGGAUUCACACAGGGGAGAAACCCUACAAAUGUUGCCAAUGUGGGAAGAGCUUUUCUCAGAACGCAAGUCUUUGGGCCCAUGAGAAGAUUCAUUCAGGAAUCAAACCUUACAAAUGCUUUGAGUGUGGAAAAAGUUUCACCCAGAGUUCAGGUCUUCGGACUCAUGAGAAAACAAACAAAGACAAAAAGGAAAAGUGCCUCAAAUGCGGGAAAUGUUUUUCCACGAAAUCAAAUCUGCUUCAACAUCAGAGACGUCACACUGGAGAGAGACCCUAUGAAUGCCCAGAAUGUGAGAGACGAUUUGUGGAUUCUUAUGAACUUCAGAGACACCAGAAAUGGCACAAAGGGGAGUUAUCCUAUAAAUGUAUGGAAUGUGGGAAAAGUUUUAUUUCGCCAGCCCAUCUUCAGAUUCAUCAGAGAAUCCACACGGGGGAGAACCAUCAGAGGUUCCACACAGGAGAGAAGCCGUACAGAUGCCUAGAAUGUGGGAAAAGUUUUGGACACCAGGGGAACCUUUGGAGCCAUCAUAAAACCCACACAGGGGAGAAGCCAUAUCAAUGCAACGAAUGUGGAAGAUUUUAUAGUAUCCCAUCAGCCCUUAGAAGUCAUUUAAAAAUUCACACGGGGGAAAAAAGCUUCAAAUGUUUAGACUGUGGGAGAACAUUUGCUCAUUCAUAUUCCCUCAGAAGCCACAGCCGAAUCCAUACAGGAGAGAAGCCCCAUAAAUGCUCAGAGUGUGAUAAAUGUUUUUCACGGAAAAAUACUCUUGAGACCAGUGAGGACGUGGCCAUGAGCUACACAGAGGAGAAGGGCCGUUCUUAG
This is a messenger RNA of Protobothrops mucrosquamatus (brown spotted pit viper), 2766 nucleotides long. Its product is annotated as zinc finger protein 850-like. The transcript has 6 exons. Gene Ontology annotation, biological process: regulation of transcription by RNA polymerase II. Gene Ontology annotation, cellular component: nucleus. The record is from RefSeq and is a predicted model, not a curated record. Bases 1 to 2766 code for a protein of 921 amino acids. Lineage: Eukaryota; Metazoa; Chordata; Lepidosauria; Squamata; Viperidae. Gene Ontology annotation, molecular function: DNA-binding transcription activator activity, RNA polymerase II-specific; RNA polymerase II cis-regulatory region sequence-specific DNA binding.